This is a messenger RNA of Lolium rigidum, 716 nucleotides long. RefSeq lists its product as uncharacterized. Lineage: Eukaryota; Viridiplantae; Streptophyta; Magnoliopsida; Poales; Poaceae. Gene Ontology annotation, biological process: translation. Gene Ontology annotation, cellular component: mitochondrial large ribosomal subunit. Gene Ontology annotation, molecular function: structural constituent of ribosome. The transcript is spliced from 3 exons. The coding region runs from base 45 to 383 and encodes 112 amino acids. The record is from RefSeq and is a predicted model, not a curated record.
CCCCCGAACCAAACAAAAAAAAACCCCGAACCCGGAAGCGAUCCAUGGCGGCGGCGGGCUGGCUCAGGCGAGCGGCAUCAGCGGUAGCGUUGCCUCGCCUGCCUUCCGGAUCCUCCAUCAUGCCAUCCCCUCCACCCGCUCCUCUCCCGGAGGCCCAGUCACUCGUGCUCCCCGGACAUGGCGCCGCCAUCGCCCCCGCUAUGGAACUCAUGGCCGUCCCCAAGAAGAAGAUCUCAAAAUAUAAGAGAGGUUUGAGAAAUGGGCCCAAAGCCCUGAAGCCUGUUCCAGUGAUUGUUCGUUGCAGGUGCUGCGGUCGAGUGAAGCUGCCCCACUUCUACUGUUGCAGCGGAGAAAGAGGGAACACCGGUGACUCAAGCUCAUAAACGCUAUGUCCUCAAUAACUUCAGUUUGCGCAUCAAGCCGUGGCUGAACUUCAUAGUACAAUGGAAAUCCCCAGAUCUCAGUUUGUAUUCUGCUGUUGUUCUCUCCACGAACAGUAAUCGGUGGACUUUAGUCUGAAUUCCACAGUUCCAUGGCAAACUUAGUGCUGGUCUUGCCAUGAGCGGUGCUUUCUGAGAUUGGCCUAUGGUGGUAUCUAUCAGUAAGACACACCGUUCCAAUCAAAAUAGAAAGAAAAAAAGUACCAUGUCUUUGUUUUGAUCAUCAGAAGCUGAUACAAUCUCACUGUGGGAACAUUAGGCACUUGUACGGUUUCC